UGGCGGCAGGCGUUAGAGGAAGUGAAGGAAGCCGCUGAAGUGAAGUUCCAAAGAGUGCGGCACGUUUUCGUCAGUUUUCGUUGUUUCUCUAAGUCAUUCAUCAAUAUGGUCUGUGUGGUAUUAUUUUGAUAAAAUCUUCGAAGCAAGAGCGAUGCAUGGACUAGUUGCGGCUUCAAAUCGCGUGAAACCACCGGAUGGCUUCAGCGCGAGGCAACCUGUCAAGUUUAUUCCAGCGAUCUUAGUGAAUGUUUUUAUGUUGCUAUGGCUGUUUGUGGGUAGUCUUAACGCACUUUCCGAAAAUCUUACAUUCAUUGAGUUUGAUAAUAUGACAUUGAAGUGCCCUCUGGUUGCCUUAAAUGCCAGCAUCAAUUGGACAGGAAACAAAGGGGAACAUCUCCAUACUGGUCAGAAUUUCUCUAAGUCAAGUAUCAAGCGGAAUAUGAGUGGAAUCUACAAGUGUCGGAAUUCUAGUUCAUCAGAACAUUCUUUUAAUGUGAUAGUCCAAUAUGGGGCUGAAGGGGACAUUUCAUCAAAGACGACAAAUUUUACAUUUGGUCAGAAAAUUGAAAUUUCUUGCCAAAUUGAUGGUGUACCACCAGUUUCUGAAGUAGUCUGGUUUUUUAGGAACAGAAGCAUAGAUGAUAGCUGCUCUAACAUUUCAGGAAACAUCUCACGACUGAAAUACAGAAAUGCAAGUUGUGAUCUUCAAGGCAAUUAUACUUGCUCUCCCAGGAACACACUAAAGGAAAAUCCUGGAUUUACUGCACGAAAUGGGUCCACAAUUGUGCAUGUUAAAGGUUGUCCAGUUAGCAGUACUACUGUCUCAGCAAGUGACAGCACCACACCCACACCCACACAUUCAACACUAGGUUGUCCAGUUAGCAGUACUACUGUCUCAGCAAGUGACAGCACCACACCCACACCCACACAUUCAACACUAGGUUGUCCAGUUAGCAGUACUACUGUCUCAGCAAGUGACAGCACCACACCCACACCCACAAAAUCAGAUAAACAUGCAGCAGGUAUUGUUAUUCUUGGAGUUUUCGUUGGGGUACUUGUUGUUGCUGCUGCUGUGGGAGCAUUUUUGUGGCUGAGGUACAGGAGAUGCCAAUGCUGUUGUAAGAAGUACUGUAAUGUAUUCUUUCCAAGUGACCCUAUACCUCCUGACACACCAACUAAGCCACGAAGACCAAGCCUUGUUGGGUAUUCAAGUAAGAUCUUAGCUUGA
Molecule: messenger RNA, 1228 nt
Organism: Pocillopora verrucosa
Lineage: Eukaryota; Metazoa; Cnidaria; Anthozoa; Scleractinia; Pocilloporidae
Source: RefSeq, a predicted model, not a curated record